Molecule: messenger RNA, 3336 nt
Organism: Sphaerodactylus townsendi
Lineage: Eukaryota; Metazoa; Chordata; Lepidosauria; Squamata; Sphaerodactylidae
Product: zinc finger protein 883-like
Exons: 7
Coding region: 461-2284 (607 amino acids)
Biological process (GO): regulation of transcription by RNA polymerase II
Molecular function (GO): RNA polymerase II cis-regulatory region sequence-specific DNA binding; DNA-binding transcription factor activity, RNA polymerase II-specific
Source: RefSeq, a predicted model, not a curated record
GUAAAUUGCAGGUGCACCUUCCUGCUUUAGCCUUUUGCUCUUUGUGCAAAUAUGCGUGAGUAGGAGCUUCGGAGAUUUCAUUUAGAAGGCCUGUUUGGAAGCACAGAGAUUUAAGCCUGCCAUUCUCCCUGGGACCAAAAGCAAAUUACAAGCAUGAUUUUUUAACGUUUCCAGUCAAUCAGUAAAACAGUGCAAAAUAUGGUGAUGUCAGGAAAUCAUUGCUCAGGUUACAAGGGUGAUCUGCUGUCUGGCCAUCAGGGAGAGCCAGUGGCCUCCAUAUGACUGUUUCUUCUUUGGGCAGACACUCAGUGGGGGAAACGUGUCUGAGGGAGCCAAAUACGGAACUGUUUUGGCAUUUACCAGCGAAAGGCUGUGUUUAUAAGUAUCUAUACCGUGUUUCAUCCUAGAGUCUCUAGGCGGCUUACAUCAGUUAAAAACUGUUAUCAGUCAUCUACACCCUAUGAGAACUCGAGAACUGUGUGACAUGCCCAGCAGGCCUUGCUUUCAAGGCAGUGGAAGAAUAUCAGAGUCAGGUUUCAGAUCGUCUCCUCUCUGGGGUGGAAUGGAAACAUUUAAGAUGCAGCCAGCUCAGUGUCCAGUUUCCUUUGAGGAGGUAGCUGUGCGUUUCACCAAGUCUGAGUGGGCACUGCUGAAUCCUGACCAGAGAGCUUUAUAUAGGGAUGUCAUGGUGGAGAAUUAUGGGAACGUGGCCUCUGUGGCGAUUCCCAAGCCUAGCCUCAUCUCUUGGCUUCAGGAAAGUGAAGCACCAUUUCCCCCAGACCCUGAAGAAGAUGAGCAGUUGGCAGGUGGGCGCUUAGGUAACAAGAAGGAUGAUGAGAAUUAUAGCAAGCAAUGUGGGGUGUAUUUUGAAACAACUAGCCGUGAAGUAAAGGAAGAGCCUUCUGGGAAUCAAGAAGAGACAGGGAGACAAAAGGAGAACAAAGGGAAUAAGUCAAGGAAUCAGUUUUUAGUUUUACAGGGUAGUAGCUUGCUCAAAAAUCCAGCCCAAGAAAAGUAUCCCAAAAGAAAGAGGAGGAAUAAACAUUCUGAAAGUGGAGAAACAUUAAGAUGUGAAUCCAGCUGUUCUUCCCAUCAAAGAAUCCAUACCAGGUAUGAAACUUAUGAGGGUUCUGAAUAUGGUAAAGUCUUCAACAAGCUCGAAAGCCUCACUUCUCAUAAGAAAAUCUAUAUGUGGGGAAAACAAUCUGAGAGUUCAGAGUUUGAAAACAGUUUUGUUUUCAGCGAAAGCCUUACUUCCCAUCAAAAAACCCACACAGAACCAAAACCAUACCAACUCUCAGAAUGCAGGAAAAAGUUCAGGGAUCACACAACCCCUGAGCAGAGAAUCCAUGCAGAGGAGAAACAAUAUAAAUGUUUGGAAUGUAGAAAGAGUUUCUGCCAGCUUGCAAAUUUCACUAUGCAUCAGAGAACACACCAAAAAGAGAAACCAUAUAAAUGCUUGGAGUGUGGAAAGAACUUCACUCAUAGAACAAGACUCACUUCCCAUGAGAGAGUCCACACAAAGGAGAAGCCACAUGCCUGCUUGGAGUGUGGAAAAAGUUUCAGUUGGAGCUCAUCCCUCACUUCCCAUCAGAGAAUCCACUCAGGGGAAAAACCAUAUAAAUGCUUUGAGUGUGGAAAGAACUUCACUUACAGUGCAGGACUCACUUCCCAUCGGAGAAUCCACUCAGGGGAGAAACCAUAUAAAUGCUUAGAGUGUGGAAAAAACUUCACUCACAGUACAGGACUCACUUCCCAUCAGAUAAUCCACACAAAGGAGAAGCCACAUGCCUGCUUGGAGUGUGGAAAAAGCUUCAGUUGGAGUUCAUCCCUUGCUUCACAUUUGAGAAUCCACUCAGGGGAGAAACCGUACCAGUGCACAGUAUGUGGGAAAUGCUUUAGUCAGAGACCACAUCUAACUUCUCACCAAAGAAUGCAUUCUGGAGAGAAACCCUAUAAAUGCCGAGUGUGUGGAAGAGGCUUCAGUCAGAGCUCACACCUGACUAUACACCAAAGAAUCCACACAGGCGAAAAGCCAUAUGAAUGCUUGGAAUGUGGAAAGAGUUUCAUUAGCAGAAGUUACCUUAGAAUACAUGAAAGAAUCCACACAGGGGAGAAGCCGUAUACAUGCCUGGAUUGUGGGAGAAGCUUCAAUCAGAGUUCAAGCCUUAGAAUGCACCAAAGAAUCCACGCAAGGGAGAACCCAUAUAAAUGCAUGGAAUGUGGAAAGAGUUUUGGCAGCAGUUCACAACUUACAUUGCACAACCGAACUCACAUGGGGUAAAUUAUUUAAAUGCCUGCAGUGUGGAAAGAAUUUCAGCAGCAAUGCAUAGCUUACAAGACAUAGGCCUUGUCCACAUGGGCCAAUAAACCCAGGCUAACCGUUUUGGGGGUGAACUUCACAUGGAUCCCAUUCCUAUCGCAAGUCCACCCUGUAUUCCUCCACCAAAACCCGCCUUUUUCAAGGAUUGCACUAUCUGCAAUUCUUUUGUUUUAACACGAGUGAGCGAACAGCGGCCGGGAAGCACUUUCAGCGACUGCGCUUCCCUCCAUUUUCCAAGGUGGCGGUUCCGUAGCCACACAGGGGCAUUAACAUGGCUUCAAAAAAACAGCACCUCCAUGCAAAGGUGCGACGACAACCUGCGUUGCUUCUGGGGCUCUGUUCGCUGCCUGCAUGGAGGCAUGUGAACACGCUGACGAGACAGCGGAUACUUUAUGCCGACUACAACCUUUUGUACUUUUGCUGUGCGGAAGGGGCCAUAAAGUCCACACUGGAGAGAGAAAAUAUAGAUGUGGGCACUGUGAAAAAUAGGUAAUGGGGUUUAGCUGAUAACUCCAUAAGGGAGUAAUAGCAUCAAAUAACCACAAUAAUUUCAUUUCUCAGAAAUGUAUCUGCAGAUGGUGGUGUAGAUUCACUCUUUCAUGUCAAACCUUGUAUGGCCCAGAACUGUAUCAUUUGUUCCCAAUGAAUGCAAUAAUUAUUUGCAUGCCUCCUAGCAUUCAACAGAAACAUCCUGGUGUAUCUUUGGACCAUUCUCUGUAAGCAAAGUUGACAACAAUUUCCAGCCCUUCUUCUGUCUUUGGAAGCAGAGAGGCUUCCAUGUCCUGUCAUAGCUGUCUGAAAUCAGCCAGUUUCCAAAUGGCUGUAAAUUGUCCUCCAGGGAUGCUGCUCAAUUAGAGAAGGAUAUAUUUGGACUCCUUGUAAUCCAGUUUUUCUGUGUCUGUCCCUUUUUAAAUAACGUAAUUCCUUUGUUUUAAGAUGUUUAAAAAUAUGUCGUAAAAUGCUUCAGCAGAAAGGUGAUUUAUAGAAGACCAAAAUGUGUAGAAAGAAAGAAA